This is a messenger RNA of Hippopotamus amphibius kiboko, 4912 nucleotides long. It is a transcript of the gene DAGLB, whose product is annotated as diacylglycerol lipase beta. The coding region runs from base 83 to 2092 and encodes 669 amino acids. Gene Ontology annotation, biological process: lipid metabolic process. NCBI's taxonomy places the organism in Eukaryota, Metazoa, Chordata, Mammalia, Artiodactyla, Hippopotamidae. The record is from RefSeq and is a predicted model, not a curated record. The transcript has 15 exons.
GUGGCGACGCCAGGGCGCUGGGCUCUCGGGGGUGAGGCGUUCGCGGCCGGCAGGCCCGGGCCUGGACGGCGGGGUCUUCGCCAUGCCGGGGAUGGUGCUGUUCGGCCGGCGCUGGGCCAUCGCCAGCGACGACCUGGUCUUCCCGGGGAUCUUCGAGCUGUUCGUGAGAGUGCUGUGGUGGAUCGGCAUCCUGACGCUCUAUCUCAUGCACAGAGAGAAGCUGGACUGUGCAGGUGGUGCCCUGCUCAGCAGCUACCUCAUCGUCCUCCUGCUUCUCCUGGCCCUUAUCAUAUGCACCGUGUCCACCAUCGUGUGUGUCAGCAUGAAAGGGACCAUUUGUAAUCCUGGACCACGGAAAUCUAUGUCCAAGCUGCUGUACGUGCGUCUGGCCCUCUUCCUGCCGGAGAUGGUCUGGGCGUCCCUGGGGGCCGCCUGGAUAGCAGACGGUGUUCGGUGUGACAGGACUGUGGGGAAUGGCAUCAUUGCAACCGUCGUGGUCAGCUGGAUCAUCGUCGUCUCCACCGUGGUCGCCAUCUUCAUCGUCUUUGACCCACUGGGGGGGAGCACAGCCCCGUGCCCCGCUGUGGGCCCCCAUCACCUGGACAGUCAUGAGUCCAGCCAGUUCCUCGACGGCCUCAGGACGGCAGCUACAAGCGUGUGGGAAACGAGAAUCAAGUUCCUGUGCUGCUGUGUUGGCACAGACGACCAUACUCGAGUUGCUUUUUCGAGUACGGCAGAGCUUUUCUCAACCUACUUUUCAGACACAGACCUGGUGCCCAGUGACAUCGCGGCAGGCCUUGCGCUUCUGCAUCAGCAACAGGACAGCAUCAGGAGCAGCCAGGAGCCCGACCAGGUGGUCAGCCGUCCCCCAGGGCCCUCCCAGGAAGCUGAUCUGGAUGCAGAAUUAGAGAACUGCCACCACUACAUGCAGUUUGCGGCAGCUGCCUACGGAUGGCCUCUCUACGUUUACAGAAACCCUUUCACGGGGCUGUGCAGGAUUGGUGGCGACUGUUGCAGAAGCCAGACGACCGAUUAUGACUUGGUUGGAGGCGAUCAGCUCAACUGUCACUUUGGCUCCAUCCUGCAGACGACGGGGCUGCAGUACCGCGAUUUCAUUCACGUCAGCUUUCACGACAAGGUGUAUGAGCUUCCCUUCUUAGUGGCUCUGGACCACAAGAAGGAGUCGGUGGUGGUGGCUGUGAGAGGAACCAUGUCUCUGCAGGACAUCCUUACGGACCUGUCAGCAGAGAGCGAGCCCCUCAACCUUGAGUGUGAGGUGCAGGACUGCUGGGCACACAAGGGGAUUUCUCAAGCUGCCAGAUACGUUUACCGACGACUCAUCAACGACGGGAUUUUGAGCCAAGCCUUCAGCAUUGCACCUGAAUACCGGCUGGUCAUCGUGGGGCACAGCCUGGGGGCAGGCGCCGCGGCCCUCUUGGCCAUCAUGCUCAGAAACCCAUAUCCACAGGUCAGGUGCUACGCCUUCUCCCCACCCAGGGGGCUGCUCAGCAAAUCCCUUUAUGAAUACUCUAAGACCUUCAUUGUGUCCCUUGUCCUGGGCAAGGAUGUGAUUCCCAGGUUAAGUGUGACCAACUUGGAAGAUUUGAAGAGGAGAAUCUUGCGAGUGAUUGCUCACUGCAACAAGCCCAAGUACAAGAUCCUGCUACACGGGUGCUGGUACGAGCUGUUUGGAGGGAGCCCCGAGGACCUGCCAACGGAGCUGGACGGGGGCGACCUGACACAGCCUCUCCUCGGGGAGCAGAGCCUGCUGGCACACGGGUCCCCAGCCUACAGCUUCUCCAGUGACUCCCCGCUCGAGUCCCCCACCAGGUACCCGCCUCUCUACCCUCCCGGCAGGAUCAUCCACCUGGAGGAAGAGGGCACUUCGGGGAGGUUUUCCUGCUAUCCUGCUGCUCGGUAUAGCGUGAGAUGGUCACAUGAAUCGGAAUUCAGCAGAAUACUCAUCGGCCCAAAGAUGCUAACAGACCACAUGCCAGACAUCCUGAUGAGAGCCCUGGACAGAGUGGUGUCUGACAGGGCCACCUGCAUUUCCUGUCCGGCCCAGGGAGGCUCUGGUGUUGACGUGGCAUAACCAGAGCGACUGGGAGCUGCUCCCGACGGUGGACUCUGCUGCUGUUCCAACAGUGACUUAAUGUCCGAGUGGCCCCACGAUGCCAACACCCGGAUGUCCAUCGAGCAGAUUUUGAUGGUCUCUUAAAUGACUGAGUAAUCAGAGAAGUACUUUGGACCACAGUAUUCACAGAAUCAGGAGCCAGAAGAGCAACGAGGUGAUGGGCGUCCCGAGACCAAGCAGGCGUGUUGGAAGCAGCAGGACGCCCACCGAUUCCCGGGAGCCCCACAGCCCGGUUUAAGGCCCUAACGGAUCUGUAGGCACCUGCCCCUCGGGCCACCUUUUCAGUGACAGGGUCGUCUCAUGCCCGCUUAGAUCAGCCUGUGCAGUGUAUUCUGCAAACUGGACUUGCCUGGCUGCACAAGCUCAGUAUCAGUGGCGAGGGUGCAGACUGCAAUUCUGUCGGUGGCACUAAGGGAGGGUCAGCUGAGCUUCUGCUGGGAGUCAGCGCCCAUCCCUGUUCAGUCUGCUUGUUUCAUCAGCCUCGAGGCGAUGGCUCAGUUCUUGUGGGAUAUUCGUGGCGGUUGGCCAGUGUAUUCAGAGCGAGUUAAGAAAUGGAGCACUUACACAUCAUGAGUGCCUGCACAGCCGUGGACUCUUCUAGUGGAUGUUUCUGGGAAGGUCUGUUUUACUGGGUAGUUUUACAAUAGUCACAUUGUAAACAUUUUUUUCUGUCCACUCUAAACAACAAAAUGAAGUCUUGAGUUUUCUUGGCUCUCUGGCUAAAGACUGAAGAUGCUCAGACAUCUGACUGCUCCCCACACCUGAUCCAAACCCCACAAAAUGACAGUAAAGGGAUUUCUUUAGAAAGCAUAAAUAAACCCACAAGGAUGCAGGAAGAAGACACAGGGACAGUCAGAUGGCCAGAGGUAAACAGACUUCUGGGCCAAGUGGGCAGCAAAAGACAAGAACAGAUAUGGUCCACAAAGCAGAUGCCCCGGCGCCUCUGACCGGGGGAGGGACGCAGAUGGCAGGGACCGGCCAGAGAGAUGGCUGGAAGAAUCUGGCUUCUUGUCUGCUUCGGGGUCAAGGGGGUGCUGGACACCAGGGCAGCAGAACAACAUUCCUCCGCUCGGCUCCCAGAACCUUCAAGAAGAUGCUCCGAAGAAAUCAGACCGCUAGGGAUACCUGCUCCCUCAGGGCCUUGCAGCUGUCACAGCCACACCACUUUAGCUCUGGAAAACCUGCAAAGAACUUCGACUGAAAUGCCACAGUAACGUCCAGUUGCUACAGGUUUCAUUUCUAAACAUAAUUCAUGUACGUUCCUAGUGGCAGAAAAGAAUACAGUCUCUAGCACCUUGAGCAACACUGCCUUGGGGUGACCCACCUGCGUGCUCAGUGUCCAGUCGGCUUUUCAGUUUUCAGUGUUUAAGCGCGAACCAGGGAUUGCCAGACACUUGGGGAACAAAUGACGAAAAGAAACAUACAAGAGAAGCUUCAAACCCUUCCAGCUACAGCUUGGGGACAGAAAAAGAGCUGCAAACGCAAGACUGAUCCCCAAGGCUGGAGGACAGUAUUUACAGGAAAAGGAACUCCUGGACAUGAAAAGCAUGGAAGACGAAAUCAAAAGCAGCUGGGAAAGGGAUACCUGAAUAACGGGAGUCAAACUCCAGACAGAACUGAGCCCACCAAGCACAGGGUAUGGGAGAUAAAGAUCCACCCAGGACACGGAGACACAGAGGGACCCCACGAGACGUGGAGAUACACGUACCUCCCUCUACAGUGCAAACGGCUAAGACGACAGGGGAGAGCUGCCUUCAAAAAGCCUAAGAGAAGUUCUUUCCAGCCUGGAAUUUUAGACCCAGCUAAAAAGCAUCAGGGAAAAUGAAGUUAUUUUCAAAGAUAUAAGGGCUCAAAAGCAUAGAUGACCCACCCACAUACUCCUGAGGAGGCUCUUGGAGAAUCUGUCCAUCAAGAUGAGAAAGUAAAUUAGAAAACAGUGAAUCAAGAUAUAGAAAAUAAAAGGUCAACACGUAAGAGAAAUGUCCUGAGAGAUUUAGACAACAGAUGGAAAAGUCACAGUUAAAUUAUCAAGUACACAGAAAACAAAACAAGUAAACUAUUACUCCAAAAGAAACCACAAAAGUUGUGCAGGAAAGGCAGAUGCUGUUAGUACACAGCUCAGCCUUCAGUAUUUGCGUGGCAGUGGUAACAUAGACGCUGAAUAUUAUCACCAACCCAAACAACUGUAUUGAAGGGCCGGGAAAGGUGUGUUGAGGGCUGGGGUUACAGUUGGUUUAAGAGCUACCACACACCCACCUAGGUGGGAAUGUUGACAUUGAUGGCUGGAACCAAAAAAUCCAACGAGCGAUAAAAGCACACGGUUUAGUUCGAGCCCUGGGGAGGGGACAGGCUGCAGGCUCCAUCAGUCACCGAUGGCCAGUGGUUGAAAUGAAGCCCCCAGCAAACCCUAAGGGACCCGGUCUGGAGAGCUGCCAGGCUGGUGAACAAGUGGAGCUGUGGGGAGAGCCGUGUACCUGAGAGGGCGCAGGAGGGCCUGCCCUUCCCCCAUACCUUACCCUCCACACCUUCCAUCUGGCUGUUCCUUUUUUGAUAAACUAGGGAUCUGGUAAAUCAAAGAGAAAGCAAGCAUAUGAUUUAGCCAUGUGGAGACAAGAGUCAAGAAUUACUUAACUCAAAAUAGGUGCCUCUGGGGAGGGUGUGAAGGGGGAAGACUGCUGUUUAUGUAGCAAACCUUUAGAUUUGGUCUUUAAACUGCAUUAUGUAUGUUUGGUUUAAAAAAUAAAUAACUACCAAGCAAUAAAAAAGAAAAUUUUAAAA